UCCCUUCUCGCCCGCCUCGUCGACGCCUUCGCAAUCGCUUCAUCCAGCCAGCCUUAUCGGCUUAUCCAUCAUCCAGGCCUAACGAAAGCACCGCCGCAGCUGAUGCCGCUCGCCGGCAUUGCCCUCGCGCCUCUCCUCAUCUCCCCCCUCACGCCUCCCACUCUCCGUAGCGGCGUUGCCACUGCCGCCGCCGCCGGGUUAAGGCCAUGCGCUCUACGGCGAGUUCGGUGCUCGGCUACAAAAGUAUCGGGUGGAGGCGGGGAGGACGGUGAGCUCUCCCGCGCGACGCUGCUCUGGAGGGCGGCGAAGCUGCCCAUCUACUCCGUGGCGCUUGUGCCACUCACCGUAGGGAGCGCUUCUGCUUAUCAUCAUGCAGGUUUAUUCUUUGCCAAACGCUAUUUUGUUCUCUUGACAGCAGCAAUCCUUGUGAUCACUUGGCUCAAUCUCAGCAAUGAUGUUUAUGAUUCAGAUACUGGGGCUGAUAAGAACAAGAAAGAAUCUGUUGUUAACAUCAUUGGCAGUAGAGCGGUGACACAAAAUGCUGCAAACGUUUCUCUUUUGCUCGGCUUCACGGGACUAUUUUGGGCCUUUGCAAAAGCUGGGGACGUCAGAUUCAUUUUUUUGGUGAUAUGUGCAAUCUUCUGUGGUUAUGUUUACCAGUGUCCUCCGUUCCGAUUAAGUUAUCAAGGACUGGGCGAGCCGUUGUGUUUUGCUGCAUUUGGUCCAUUGGCAACCACAGCAUUCUACUUCUCGAACAGCAAUAUAAAUAAUUCAAGCGGAACGGUGCUUCUCCCUCUCACCAAAACAGUUAUAGCUUCAUCUGUUCUGGUUGGGUUGACAACUACUUUGAUACUCUUCUGCAGCCAUUUUCAUCAGAUUGAUGGAGAUCUUGCAGUUGGAAAGAUGUCUCCGCUGGUGAGAAUUGGCACUAAAACAGGAGCGCGAAUAGUAUCGAUUGGGAUUAUCAUCCUUUACAUUCUCUUGGCUGCGUUUGGCAUAUGCAAAACUCUUCCAUCAGCUUGCAUUGUCCUUGGUGCCCUUACUCUGCCGGUUGGCAAAUUGGUUGUGGAGUAUGUGCUGAAAAAUCACGGGGACAACGCCAAGAUUUUCAUGGCGAAGUACUACUGCGUGCGGUUGCACGCGCUGUUUGGGAUGGCACUGGCUUCCGGUUUGGUCUUGGCUCGAAACGGUAUACUAGUCUGACAGAUGAGCAACUUUGAAAUCCCUGAGAGGGUCCAGAGCGCCUAGCAGUUUCAGAUUGAGUGAAUGCACAGCCUUCCACUGCGUUCUGAAUCUGAUUCAACGAUAGAACAACUUGAACGAUGAGAAUGGGCAUACUGCUAAACUGGUGCAGUUUUGCCAAAGAAUGGAGAGGGAAGGCCAUGAGAUCAACUGGGCAGAGACAAUCAGGGAAACCCCAAGCACCAGUUUAAUAUACUGUCGAGGCUCCGGGUCGGAUGAGACAAGUUGCGUUGCUGCUAGAAUGAACGAAGAGGUUCAGUAACUGUCCAAACAGGACGCCUUGUGUGCUUUGACCUGCUUGGCUUGCUCAGUUAUCACUGAAGUCAGUUACCGUUGCACAGGAGGAUCAACAGUAUGAAUUGAAUUCCAAGCCAGGACGAGUCGUGUUCUAUCAUUACUUCUUUGUACCACGUACCAACUGAUCAUACGAUCAUGCAUAUUCGGGGAGAUUUCACAGUCUUGUUUUCGCAUUUAGCCUUCCUGGGUAGGUCUAGUCAGCUACUGUGCAGAGUUUGUAAUUGCAAUCCCUUGUUGUUAUCUGUUAGUCCAUGCAAGUGAGCAUUCCCCGUUCCUUAAUCACCAGAAUGAUGUGUAACCAAACAUAUACAAUCACCUUGAAAGAAGACAGCGCUUCAACUA
Messenger RNA from Phragmites australis (common reed), 1881 nucleotides. Its product is annotated as 2-carboxy-1,4-naphthoquinone phytyltransferase, chloroplastic. The transcript has 10 exons. Bases 103 to 1203 code for a protein of 366 amino acids. Gene Ontology annotation, molecular function: prenyltransferase activity. The record is from RefSeq and is a predicted model, not a curated record. Gene Ontology annotation, cellular component: membrane. NCBI's taxonomy places the organism in Eukaryota, Viridiplantae, Streptophyta, Magnoliopsida, Poales, Poaceae. Gene Ontology annotation, biological process: phylloquinone biosynthetic process.